Daucus carota subsp. sativus is the source of this 1246-nucleotide messenger RNA. RefSeq names its product carboxylesterase 15. Gene Ontology annotation, molecular function: hydrolase activity. The transcript has 2 exons. Lineage: Eukaryota; Viridiplantae; Streptophyta; Magnoliopsida; Apiales; Apiaceae. Bases 38 to 1006 code for a protein of 322 amino acids. The record is from RefSeq and is a predicted model, not a curated record.
GCAGCUUGUAGGUUUACACACAACUUAAAAGAGAAAAAUGGGCACUCUUCCUUGUGUAGUAGAAGAUUGUCAUGGUGUCAUCCAGCUAUACAGCGACGGUUUCGUUAACCGGUUAGAUGACAGCCUAAUGAACUUCAACAUUACCCUCCAAGACGAUGGCUCUGUCGUCUGGCAAGACUCUGUGUUCGACGAGAGACACGGUCUCUGUCUGCGCCUCUAUAAGCCUGUCUCCGCCACAAAAACCUCCAAACUCCCUAUUGUAUACUACCUCCACGGUGGCGGGUUUUGUUUAGGCUCUCGCACGUGGCCUAACUGCCAUAACAGCUGCCUGCGCCUCUCUGCGGCUCUCCAGGCAGUGGUUGUGGCGCCUGACUACCGCCUGGCUCCAGAAUAUAGGCUUCCAGCUGCAAUAGAUGACUCUGUUACGGUCCUGGAGUGGCUCAGAGAUCAAGCGAAGUGUAAGAGUCUUGAUGAGGCCUUCCUUGACUGCGCUGACUUUGAUCGGGUUUAUGUCCUUGGGGACUCGUCCGGGGGGAACUUGGCGCAUCAUUUGGCGGUCCAGUUCGGGCCUGGAUCAGUUGAGUUGAGUCCUGUUCGCGUAAGAGGGUACGUUCUGUUGGCGCCAUUUUUUGGAGGGACUAAGAGGACUAAGUCGGAGGCAGAGGGUGAGCCGGAGCCAAUCUUGAAUUUGGAGUCUCUGGACAGGUUCUGGAGGCUAUCACUACCAGCAGGGAAAAACGCAGACCAUCCAUUUGCAAAUCCCUUCGGGCCUGCAAGCCUGGAUCUGGAACGAGUCGAGCUGGAUCCUAUACUUGUGAUAGCUGGAGGCAAGGAGCUGAUGAAAGACAGGAUCAAGGAGUAUGCAAUGAGGUUAAAGGGUAUGGGAAAGAAUGUUGAUUAUGUUGAGUUUGAAGGAAAGCAACAUGGUUUCUUCACUGAGGACCCAUACUCUGAAGUUUCUGAUCAGUUGCUGCAACUCAUCACCAAGUUUAUGCACAACAAUUAGUACUGUAAUCCUGAAAACCAAUUGUAGGGUGCUUUUUUAGUUUUAGUGCUUGAUAGAUUUUGUGUUUUCGAUCAAGUUAAAUGGUUCCUUUGUUUCGGAUCAAGUUAAAUUUAGAGUUGGAAUAAAAAAAAUAGCAUAUAUGUGUGAUGAAACACUGCAUGUGUGUUGAUAGUAUGUAUUAGUGGAUUUAAGUAUGAAGCUAGUAAAUUUUAAUGGAUUGGCAGUUUGGACUUUGGUGUA